Molecule: messenger RNA, 486 nt
Organism: Closterium sp. Yama58-4
Lineage: Eukaryota; Viridiplantae; Streptophyta; Zygnematophyceae; Desmidiales; Closteriaceae
Source: the annotation of a GenBank genome assembly
AUGGAGUCGCUUGUAUUAUUGGCUGGUGACGGGAAUAAAACUCCAAGCAAUGCGUGGUUCCUCGAGACCAGCGCAACACAACACAUGACGCAUUUGGCGCCACUCCUCAACAACAUUGGUGCACUGGGAGACAUUGCACGUGUGGACUUUGGAGACGGCAAAUUGUUGCCGGUGGUUAGAGUUGGGAAUACUCGUCUCAUCAUCGAUGGCGGACCGGUGGAAAUCGCGAAUGUGCUUCAUGUCCCGGGGUGGAAGGAGAAUCUUCUUUCCGUCAUGCAAUUUGCAAGGAAAGGCGUGACCGUCGCCAUCAACGACACGAAGAUGAACCUUUUUUGGAAGGGGAAGCAAUUCACACAAAGCGUUCUCAACGGACACCUCUACCAGCUCAAGACGCACCCAAAAGCAGCUUCAUCCUAUGUGACGCAAGGCUCGAAGCCGACUCUUAAGGUGUGGCAUAAUCGGCUUGCGCACGCCAACUACGGGUGA